Molecule: messenger RNA, 4553 nt
Organism: Patella vulgata (common limpet)
Lineage: Eukaryota; Metazoa; Mollusca; Gastropoda; Patellidae
Product: zinc finger protein 260
Exons: 2
Coding region: 161-2284 (707 amino acids)
Biological process (GO): regulation of transcription by RNA polymerase II
Molecular function (GO): RNA polymerase II cis-regulatory region sequence-specific DNA binding; DNA-binding transcription factor activity
Source: RefSeq, a predicted model, not a curated record
ACGAAAUUCUUUUCUCUCGUUGUUGCGUUUAAAAUGAUCAUACAAAUUAAUAGACUAGUGUGCAUGGCACAGUACAGUAAAGUAGCUAAUUUCUUGUAGAACGAAUCGCGAGUCGUAUCUCACUGUGUGUCAAGGUCAACAACAACAAUAAAAGAAAAUUAUGGAAACUAAUGAUGUUAAAACAUUUCAUCAGUGCAUUGUAUGUGAUGAGAUUUUUCAACAAUAUGAUGAUUUAGAAAAACACAAUAAAAUUCAUGUAAAAGAAGAGAAAACUGAUGAUAUUGCCUUAGAUAGAGAUUACCAAGUUCAUUUUGAAGGAGAAGACACAAACUUGACAAAAUGUUAUAUAUGUAAUUUGUGUGACCAAAAAUUUAAAUCUUAUAAUGAUUUAGAAGAACAUUGUAAAAUACAUGUUAAAGAUGACAAAAAUAAUGAUGAUAUUGAUAGCAAUGAAGAUGCACAAACUGAACCUCAAACAUGUGAAAAACCAUACAAAUGUGAUGAUUGUAAUGAAAUAUUUAAAUCUUACGCUGAUUUAGAGGAACAUUGUAAAACACAUGUUAAAGUUGACAAAACAAACUGUGAUAGUAAUGUACAUGUAGGAUCACAAAUUGAACCUCAACCAGGAGGAAAAACAUAUAAAUGUGAUGUUUGUGAUAAAUUAUUUAAAUCAUAUCUUAAUCUACAGACCCACAUGACAAUUCAUACCGGACAAAAACCCUUUAAAUGUGAUCUUUGUGAGAAGACAUUUACAGUAAAACAAGGUCUAGAAAUGCACAUCAGAAUUCAUACUGGGGCAAAACCUUACAAAUGUGAUGUUUGUGGUAGAUUAUUCACUCAGAAUAGCAGCCUACACAAACACAUGAAGAUACAUACAUGUACUGGAGAGACUCCUCAUAAAUGUGAUGUUUGUGGUAAGUCAUUUACUCUGCGUGGCACUCUAAGGACACACAAGAAGAUACAUAGCGGGGAGAAGCCUUUUAAAUGUGAUGUUUGUGGUAAAACGUUUACCCUAAAUGGAACUUUGACAAUACACAAGAAGACACACACAGAAGAAAGGUGUUACAAAUGUGAUAUUUGUAGUAAAUCAUUUAGAUCUAGUUUCAAUUUACGGACCCACAUCAAAACUCAUACAGGAGAAAAACCACAUGAAUGUGAUGUUUGUGGUAAAUCAUUUACUGUGAAGCACAGUUUGCAAGCCCACAUGACACUUCAUACUGGAGAGAAGCCAUUUAAAUGUGAUGUCUGUGAUAAAUCAUUUAAUGAAAGGCGUCAUCUAAUUGAUCAUGGAAGAAUUCAUACUGGAGAUAAACCCUAUGAAUGUGGUGUUUGUGGUAAAUCAUUUAUUCGUACUUGUUAUCUGAAAAGACACAUGAAAACACAUACUGGAGGAAGACCUUAUGAAUGCGAUGUUUGUGGAAAAUCAUUCAGUUCUAUGUCUAGUCUACCUAGACACAUGAAAAUCCACACCGGAACAAAACCAUAUAAAUGUGAGGUCUGUGGUUAUUCGUGUAAUCAUAGCAGUUAUCUACAGACACACAUGACAAUUCAUACAGGAGAGAAGCCAUAUAAAUGUGAUGUUUGUGGUAAAUCAUUCAGACGAAAAAAUACUUUACAGAUUCAUAUCAGAACUCACACUGAAGACAAACCAUAUAAAUGUGGCCUAUGUGGUCAGUUAUUUUUUCAGAAUAGCAAUCUACAGAAACACUUAAGAACACAUACUGGUGAAAAACCAUAUAAAUGUGAUAUUUGUGGCAAAUCGUUUACUUCUGUCUCUUAUCUACCGAUCCACAUGAAAAUCCACACAGGAGAGAAGCCACAUAAAUGUGAUGUUUGUAGUAAGUCAUUUACCGAUGGCUCUGCAUUAAGGGUCCACAUGAAAACCCAUACCAAAGACAAAGAACGUGAUUGUUUUGAUUGUGGUAUUUGUAAUAAAUCAUUUCGUCAUGUUAAUUCUCUAUCCCAACACAUGUUGAAGCAUGCUACACAACAAACUACAGAAAACAAACCAUUUAAAUGUGAUGUUUGUGGUAAAUCAUUUAAUUUGGAAAGUAAUCUCAAAGCACACAGCAGAAUUCACACUGGUGAAAAAGCUUAUAAAUGUGAUGUUUGUAGUGAAUCAUUCAAUAGACACAGUGAAUUAAAGACCCACAUGGCCAGCCAUCCAGAAGAUGCUGUCUCAAAAGACAACUUCACUUGUGCAUGCAAAUGUGAUAUUUGUGCUGAAUCAUUUACUAGCAUAGCUGAUUUAUAUAAUCACAUGAAAAUACAUUGUACAACUUGAAAGACUCAUUGUUUACUACAUAUAGGAUACAUGUAUAUUCUAGUAUAUUUACUAGGAAGCCACAAUACUGACAUACAGAAAAAACUAUUGUUAUUUAAUGAACAUGGUGGGGGGGGGUCUAGUGGUUUAACGCGUGCACAUGAAGUCACAAGGUCUGUCAUGUGGCACAGCUUCGAUUCUCGACUUCUACGUGGCAAGAAGUAGGGUCACCUGUCCAAUCCGAGCAACCUCGUUGGUUUUCUCCGGGUCCUCCGGUUUCUUCCCAUCGCUAAAAAACCCUUCAUGUUCGUUCGUUCAUGGAGUUACUGAAAUAAAAUUGAACCAUAUGCUAGUUCCUAAUAAAGCUACUUUGUGUCAAGUUGAUACUAAACGCCAUUUCUCUCUCUUUUAAUGAACAUCCUUGAUCUAUAAUUUAUGGUGGGGUGGGGCAUGUGGUCUAAAACUGUAUAUUACAUCAAGGCAUAUCAUCUAUAUGUUAGUCAUGGGUUUGAUUCCAGGCUUGUAGUUUAGAGGUUCAAAUGGGUGAUCUAAGUAACUUCUCAGUUACAUCGUUUGUGUGCUGUUGCAUCGUCCUGUUUUAAGCCCGUCACCUGCCUAACCUUGGAUCUGUUAUGUGUAAUUGAUUUAUAAAAAUUUGUAAUCUCCAGCCACUGGGAGCCAGAGACACAUUAAUAUUUAUGUGAUAUGACUCCUUUGUGCCCCUUGUGAUUUAAAUUGUUUUAACUGCGUUAAGUAAUUGAACUAGAGGAUCUUAGUCGAAAUGCCACUCAGUGAUAAGCAGUAAUUGUAUUCUAAAGAAUUGUGUCCUUGGUGAAGGUUUGCUUCAAAAUAUGUUAAUGUAGAAUAAAUAUGUUGGGCGCAAUAUUCACCGCUCGGACAGAUUGCUAUCAGCAUGGCUGCUUUGCACGAUCAUAUUUCUCUUUCUGUAUCGCCUUGCUCAUGAAAUGAAAUGAAAUGGGGUUUAACGUCCUACUGUUUUGCUCUGAACUGGGCUAAUGAAAACGGGCAUAUGCCAUUCAGUAUGCUAUGAUGGAAAUUUUGCUCGGACAGCGGCACUACGGCCUACUCUUAUAUCGAAUUUAAAUUGUCAAGGGAUCUUUUACAUGCAUGGCAAUGUGUACACGGGACCUCAGUUUUUCGUACCAUCCGAACGACUAGACAGUUGUCCUUGUCAGGCCCUCGCCCUGCAUCAAUGACAAGGGAGAACCAAGCCGGGAAAUCUGGAUGAACUUUCUAGGCCAAUGCAGGGAUCGAACACACGACCUCCAGGCUAGCGAACCAGUGUCUUAGCCACCGUGAGGCCCCCCUCCCCUCCCCUCUCUCGUAUUUGUACCAUUAAACUGACGGUCUAAAAAUUUAUCAAAAUCAAUUAAACUAAUGCAGUGAUCCAUGGUGAAUACCGAGUAGGAUUAGGCGGAUUAUCGGUGUCUGUAAAAUAGCUUUAUUUAAUGGCCGCUUCCAUCAAGGUGAUAUUGCCGACAAUUGCAUUAUUAUGUGAUAUUUAUUUACAUGUGUGAUGAAGGGAUAUAAAAGAUUGGUAAAAAUUAUAUCUAUGUAAAAGACAAGAAAGGGCAUCAUGGUAAUCCAUUAAAUACCAUGGGCAGGCUUCAAUCCAUGUGCACAGAUUAGUUAACGGAAAUUAAUCAGAUAUUCAAGCAAGUAUUUAUUGCACAUGCUCUCCAGAUAAGAAUAUGGCGUCACCGUUUGACAUGACUUGUGGAAUACGUCUAACCUCAUUCUUCGAGUCCCUUGUUCCAAGUGGCGCUGAAACGCAUUAUGGUACACGAUUCGUGUACCAAUUUUAAAAUGUUUAUUUUGUCUGAAAUAUCGGAUAUCAGAAGCCCAUCAUUUCCCAGUAAGAUCACAAUAUCAAUGUUGAUUUAAAUUGACAAAUAAUUCCUGUUUUCAAUGUCGAAGACUUUGGAUAAUAAUGAGUUAGAGACUUAGCUACUUUAACAUAUAUAUAGGUCUACAAAAAAUAUAUUCUGGUUGUCAGACAGUCCUUACCAAAAAUCUUAUUUUUGUGUUUUUAUUUUGUCAAAGAAUUACUACUUGGCUGAAUGACUUCUAUAAAGAUCAAAUUGUUGUUUAUAGGAAUGUAUGAUUAUCCAGUAGCAUUUAUAAUUGUCAUUAACAUUUAUCAGGGUAGUGUACUUGAUAAAUGAACGCAUGGAGUCAUUCAAUUUUUUUUAUAGAUUUACUUCCUGUAAGCAGAAUAAAAUAUGUAUGUGCAGUAACUAAUGAGCCUGUUUUUAUUUUUUUGAAGUGA